AUGACGUCGGACGUUAAAGCCAAUGUCCAGAAUUUAAUCAUCGCGCAUCGUAGUCCUUGUAUUACAGAGUCCUCUGGGUUGAGGCCACUGAAGAUGGAGUUGACAACGACGAGUAGCCCGCCGAAGAAAACAUCGAAACGAUCAUCUAACGCCUUCCUUUUAGAGCUUCAACAGAAGGCAGCGCGCUCAGAGCGACACCCGCCCGCCGCCGAGGGAAGCGUAUCGGCACCAUCUAUGUUUGGACAGGAUGGCGAUGUAAUGCGCGAAGAUAGCCACGAUCCGAGCGCUUCGCAAAACAGCGACGAUGACCAAGCAGUUUCAUCCGAACACGGCGCAAAUCUGCCAAAUGUAACAAAUCUCUUAGCUGCUUCGCCAUCUACAUUCAUGCCGGCGCCGAAUGGACAGCAAUUUUACCUGGGAACAUCGUCGAACUGGUCUUUCGCCGGCAAAGUCCUUAAGAUAACCCAUGAGGUCGUCCAUCAUGCGCCGUUGCCGCCGAAUGCCUUGCUCUUCGAUGGUUUGGCAUACGAUUUAGGAUGGGAUGGACCUAUGGACCAUACGGACCCAGAACCGCUUGCCAUACCGAGCCCGGAUUACUCUAUAUACCUAGUGAACGCCGUCAAAUUCCAUUGUGGACAAAUGUAUCACCUGUUUGACGAUGAUGAAUUCCACCAGCACCUUCAACAAUUUUACUCAGAGCCCGACAGUCCAACCAGGACAUCGAGCCUGUGGUACAUUCACUUUCUCCUUAUCUUGGCUUUUGGAAAGAUCUUUAUCAUGCAGAAGUGUGCCGGCAAGCGGCCAUCUGGUGCAGAAUUCUUUGUGAGGGCUAUGCAACUCCUACCGCCAGCUUAUGUUUUCCCUCACGACCCCCUUGCCUCUACGGAAAUUCUGUGCUGCAUAGCAUUAUACCUCCAAUGUGUUGACCAUCGGAGCUCUGCGCAUACAUACAUUGGUCAAGCAAUGCGUGUGGCCCUGGCCUACGGAAUGCACACCGACAUGCCGGAAUCACAACUUGGCGAGAAGCACGUACAUAGAUGCCGCAAGAUCUGGUGGACUAUAUUCAUAUUAGACCGCCAUAUGACGUCUAUGAUGGGACUGCCUCAGAAUAUUCGAGACUCGGAAAUCCAAUGCCAACUACCAAUAUUUCCCGAGUCCAGUCAGCGAACGACGACGCUUGACUUGCAUAUCAAGUUAGCUCGUAUCAUAGCUGAGAUAAAUAACAGUAUCUACGGCCUUAAUGGUAGGCUCAAGGGGAAAUUCUUGAUGAGCACAAAGGCAUCGUUAGAAACUCUAGCAGGGUUGGCGACCGAACUUGGACAUACUUUACCCCUGAAAUUAGAUCAGCCUGGCUACGGCGUUUCAAGAAUGUCAGCGUCGCUGCAUCUUCUUUACCAUCAAUGUAUCGUGUUGGCAACUCGCCCUCUAAUGUUCUGUGGCUUGAAAAUGAAGUUUGAGUCUGCAACCUACCGGAAUUCUUCCACCCACGAUCGUUUUGGCACACUCUUGCAGAUGUGUGUAGAGUCUUCCCAAUCAGUUAUCAUCAUAUUGGAGAGUUUACAUGCUCAAGGGCUCCUUGAGACUUUCUUAUCACUUGAUCUCGACUCUUUAUACGCAUCAUCAGUAAUAUUAGCUGUCGCAUCUGUCGUUGAUGAGCACCGUGUGAGGGAUUGUCCUGCAUGGGUACAGCGAUCUCUUGAAUUAUUCGAUUGCAUGAUUUCAGCUGGAAACUUGGUUGCUGGUUGGCGAAAAUCGGAACUGCAACAACUUGACCAGAUGAUGAAUGAAAUUCUACUUACUCGUAGCAACAUCGCUUACACUUCAGGUACAGGCGCAAGUCUAGAACCUCACGGCGGUCAACACUCAGCAGAUCUUUCUGUCAACCAAGGAUCAUUACCCUUACCACUUCCCAUGCACUGUAUUAGCACCGGCGAUGAUCUCUCAGCAGAUCAACUCUUAGCGAUCGCGAGUUCUAUCCAAGACGAGGAUGUGGAAUGGAUGGAUCGUGCAAUAGCAGAGAAUAGCGUCUGGUAG
Molecule: messenger RNA, 2034 nt
Organism: Annulohypoxylon truncatum
Lineage: Eukaryota; Fungi; Ascomycota; Sordariomycetes; Xylariales; Hypoxylaceae
Product: fungal-specific transcription factor domain-containing protein
Exons: 8
Coding region: 1-2034 (677 amino acids)
Biological process (GO): DNA-templated transcription; positive regulation of transcription by RNA polymerase II
Cellular component (GO): nucleus
Molecular function (GO): zinc ion binding; sequence-specific DNA binding
Source: RefSeq, a predicted model, not a curated record